Xiphias gladius (swordfish) is the source of this 3430-nucleotide messenger RNA. It is a transcript of the gene tfe3b, whose product is annotated as transcription factor binding to IGHM enhancer 3b. The transcript has 9 exons. Gene Ontology annotation, molecular function: RNA polymerase II cis-regulatory region sequence-specific DNA binding; protein dimerization activity; DNA-binding transcription factor activity, RNA polymerase II-specific. The record is from RefSeq and is a predicted model, not a curated record. Gene Ontology annotation, cellular component: nucleus. Lineage: Eukaryota; Metazoa; Chordata; Actinopteri; Istiophoriformes; Xiphiidae. The coding region runs from base 235 to 1599 and encodes 454 amino acids. Gene Ontology annotation, biological process: regulation of transcription by RNA polymerase II.
UAACCUCGCACCUGUCAACAAGUUCCGGGUAACAGACGUCCGAUGAACUCAGCCCGUCGGCCCGAGGUAAACAACGCUGUUCAGUGCCGUGGCUAGCGACUGAUGAAGAGCUUGUAUUCAUCGACUUGAGAAAUGGCAAAGAAAACGGAGGACUCCAGGGAUUUAUGGCUGUGUUAACGUUAAACAACCGUAUUACCAGACUCCAUCCCUAGAUCUGGAUCUCUCUGCUCAGCCAUGUCGUCACGUGUGUUGCUGCGGCAGCAGCUGAUGCGAGAACAAGCCCAGGAGCAGGAGAGACGUGAGGCCCAGCAGCAGGCCUCUGCCUCUCAGCUCCGGGCCUCCGACUCCACUCCAGCCAUCUCUGUCACGCUUCCCCCAAAUGCUGCCCGUCCCCCUCCAGCACAGGUGCCUGUGGAGGUGCUGAAAGUGCAGACCCACUUGGAGAACCCCACCAAGUACCACAUCCAGCAGGCACAGAGGCAACAGGUGAAGCAGUACCUCUCCACCACACUGGGCAACCAGGCGGUUACUCAGACCCUGGGUGUGUCUCCUGUGCCGCAGUCCAGUUCUGCCCCUGAAGUUGCCCCUACUGCCAGCAGUGCCCCUAACAGUCCUAUGGCUCUGCUUAACAUCGGAUCCAACAAGGAGGAAAUUGACGAUGUGAUCGACGACAUCAUUAGUCUUGAAUCCAGUUUUAAUGACGACAUCAUUACGUUGAUUGACUCAGGUCUUCAGUUGCCUAGCACGCUCCCAGGAAAUCUGUUGGAUGUAUACCAUAGCCCUGGAAUGGCAGCACCUACUCUCACGGUCAGCAACUCCUGCCCUGCCGAUCUUCCAAAAAUUAAAAGGGAAAUUACUGAUGCAGAUGCCAAAGCGCUAUUGAAAGAAAGGCAGAAGAAAGACAAUCAUAACCUCAUCGAGAGGAGGCGCAGAUUCAACAUCAAUGACCGUAUAAAGGAGCUGGGUACUCUAAUACCUAAGUCAAAUGACCCUGAAAUGCGUUGGAAUAAAGGCACCAUUCUGAAAGCUUCUGUGGACUACAUCAGGAAAUUACAGAAGGAGCAGCAGAGAGCCAAGGACAUCGAGAUGCGACAGAAAAAGCUGGAGCAAGCAAACCACAGUCUCCUGUUACGCAUCCAGGAACUGGAAAUGCAGGCACGGCUCCACGGCCUCUCCAAUUCCACCAGCAUCUCAUCUGGUCUGAGCUCCGAUCCCUCCCUGCUCCAGCAGCAGCCGGUCCAACAGAGCGGCCAGUCUCUGCCUCCCAGUGCAGGAGGAGCCUCCUCUCAGAACCUCCUCAGUCUGGGAGCCAUUGGACAGCCUCUGCCACCCUCUUUCCUGUCCCCGCCCUCCUCUGACUCUCCUGCAGGAGUCACCAUCAGCAGCCCCCUGGACCUGGGCAGCCUGAGCUUCGCUGAGCUAGACGACACCUCGGCCACAGCGCUCUACCCUGACGUGGGCUUGGGAGACAUUCUUAUGGACGAUGGGUGCACCCUGUCUUCAGAGAGGGUGGCUGACCCACUCUUCUCUCCUUUGUCACCAGGUGCCUCUAAAACCAGCAGUCGCAGGAGCAGCCUUGAAAUGGACGAGGACUUGUGAUGAGCCCUGUGUGGCAGUCAGAGACUGUCUGUAGGGACAAGAAUAUCAGGAAGUGCAGUCUAUCCUUAAAUAACGUGAGUCUAUUUACAGGACUGAAUUCAACGUAGAAAAGCAAAACUAGCUUUUCUAAGUUCAACAGAUCAAAACUAACAUAAACGUUGCACCAGGCGAAAGUAAGGUCUUCUUGAAAUUUCUUGCCAUACAGACCUAAUUAUUAUUGUUCCUGUCUGGAGCAGGUCAGAUGAUUAUGUCUGGGUUUAUAAAUGCAAUCUUAUUAAAAUGGAAUAUUGUAUUAUAGGGGCAUGGACUUAGCAUUAAGAAAUAAUUCAUUCUUCAAAAGUUUUUACGAUUUUCUUCAGAGAUUUAAGAGGGAUAUAAAGUUUGCUUGAAUUUAUUAUGUGUUCAUUUAUAGGGAGGAAAGCUGUGAGGUUUCUUUUUCAUGACAUAAAUGGCAUAGCAAACUUGUUGAGAGAUGCCAACACACAGUAGUUUUAUUUUUUUGUUUUUUUUUUCAACUGACUGGAAUCAGGGUUUGUUAAUAGCAGUCGCAUGCUCAUCUGUGUUGAGUUGUUUCACCAGCAGCUACAGAAGGGAUCUUUGUAAAAAUGAAUUGGCACAUUGUGAAAUAUUUACUGCAUAUUGUAUAUAAGAAUAUUUUAUUUUGAGCAAUUUAUUGCACCUUAUUUUAUGGCAGUCUAUGCAUUUUAUGAGAGCUUUUGUCUGUUUUUAUUACUUUUACACAGUGCACAGCUAAUGCCCAGGUUGCAUGUAUUUGUAAUAAACCUUGAGAGCAGUGGAAAAUCACUUGCUGCUGCAGCUAGUUAGCCAAAGCAGGACUUCUUCCAGAGUAGCUACAAAUUACAAAUCAGCCUUUUGUUUUUGAAUAUAUGCACUCAGUCAGUGGGAGUGCAAGGCAGUAUGAGAAGUGCAGAACAAUUUUAUCCUUUUACAAGAGUACUGUAGUUCAGUUUUUUUGAUACUCGAAUAAUAGUUUGAUAAGUAGUUUCUCCUGACUAAUAUCUGCGUUGUGAGUAAUUCUCUGUCUCCAUUAACCGUGGUGAUCACUGAGUGAUUUUACAGGUUAGCAUGUUUUGUUUGGACGAUCAAAAUUGAUAUAUCUAAUAAUACAUUAAUGCUCACUGCUCAAUGGAAGAUGAAUUCAGAGGGCUUUGACCUCCUUUUAAACCAACCACUAGUCUCACCUCUGUAAUAACAAGGUAUAACUGUUUGUUGUGUGAAACCUGCAAUGCAAUUAUUGUUUUAUAAAAUAGCCACAAAAGUUAGAAAGGCAUUUAAUUUGUCCAGAUGCUUAACGCAACUUUAUGUACAGUCAAUGAACAUGUUGAGAAAGUACCUGCAUAUGUUUAGCUGUUUUUUUGUUUUUGUUUUUGUAACACUGAUGUACUGUAUUUUUUUUUCUUUCAACCAAACCUCCAAGUUAUUCAGACACAUACAUUUUAGACUAUUUUUUGAGCUGUGGUAACAUAAAAACAGAUUACCCAAAAACAUUGUACUUGAGAUCAUAGUACUGAGUGACAUUGAUUGGUGGUUACAGUGAUUUUAAGGUGUCCCUUCCUGUUCAUUCAGAACUUUGAGGUACUUUGUUUUUGAGCUAAAAGCAGCUCCACUCAAUAGCUCCGUUACGCUGAUGGUGUUAUCACAGGAUUGAAUACCUAUGGUCAGCUUUUUCCACUCAUACUUAAUUGCUCUCCACAAUAUUCAACAUUUCUUACCCUGAUACAUAUUUGAGUGCUAACAUGGACUGUUAACCAUACGUAACAUUUGUGUCUUGUCCCUACAAGUUGGCUUUUGGAAGAUUUUAACAAAUAAA